Molecule: messenger RNA, 3344 nt
Organism: Olea europaea var. sylvestris
Lineage: Eukaryota; Viridiplantae; Streptophyta; Magnoliopsida; Lamiales; Oleaceae
Product: WEB family protein At3g02930, chloroplastic-like
Exons: 3
Coding region: 472-3027 (851 amino acids)
Biological process (GO): reciprocal meiotic recombination
Source: RefSeq, a predicted model, not a curated record
CAGGAAAAUUGCAUCAACUACAACAAAGGCUCGCAGGCUCACUUUGCCUGACCUGAAAAAUGGGGCUCGAGUUCGAGUCACGGACGGUUCGAGCCGAUGAGUCCCGAUUUACGUUUAACAUCCCGUUUCCCAUUUUCCAAAGAAGAAAUAGAGCAGACCAGGGUGGUACUUUUGUAAAUUCAGUCAAAAUAAUCCUGGAAAAGUAGAGUGUAACGGGCAACAGUUGCAGGUCUGAAGAACAUCAACCCUAAUCAUUAUUUUUCUGUAAAUUCUCAGUAAUAAUGCUCUCACAGUCUGUUCUGUAAAUACCUAUGCUAUAUCAUCAGUUCUCUUUCUCUCCCACACUCACUAUCAUACUUACAUUCUCUUACGCAAGAUAAAAUGUCAGCUAAUUUUUAGCCUCUCCCAUUCAAUUCAACCCACUCUUAGCUUCGUUUGCCUUUUUGCUGCAGAAUCUGCUUCUGAUCAAUCAUGUCUACUAAGUCCAAAUCUGCUGCUUCUGAAACUCACAACAAAACAGCAUCACCAGCGACUCCUGGGGUCAGCAAGUCGAGCAGGGGAGUGGCCAAAUCUGAUGCUGAUUCGGCCUCUCCCCUCCAAAAUUCUCGACUGUCAGUUGAUCGAUCUCCAAAACUGAUCACUCCAAAGCCUGUAGUAGACCGGCGGUCUCCCAAGCUCAGUACCACACCUGAUAGAAAACCAUCUAGGACUUCAAAGCCAUCGGAACUUCAGGAGGAAUUAAAUCUCGCUCGGGAAGAUCUUAAGAAGGCCAAGGAGAAAUUGGUUUUGGUAGAGAAAGAAAAAGCAAAAGCUCUUGAUGAAUUGAUUGAGGCACAGAGAUCAGCCGAGGAAGCAGAUGGGAACUUCAGAGAAGCUUUGGCGGCUCAAAAGCGAGCUGAAGAGAAUAUCGAGAUUGAAAAGUUUAGAGCAGUUGAGAUGGAACAGGCUGGCAUUGAAGCAAUCCAAAAGAAAGACGAGGAAUGGCAGAGAGAGAUUGAAGCAGUGAGAACCCAGCAUGCAUUGGAUGUGGCAGCUCUUCUAUCUGCCAAUCAGGAACUUGAUAAGCUGAAGCGAGAGUUGGCGAUGUUUGCUGAUGCAAAAAACCAGGCCCUAAGCCAUGCUGAGGAUGCAUCAAAAAUUGCAGAGAUCAAUGCAGAAAAUGUGGAGAUUCUUUCUGCCGAGUUGGUUCGAUUGAACUCCAUGCUUGACUUGCGAGUCGAAACGGAAGCUAAUGAGAACAGUAAGUUGGUGGAAGUACUGAAAUUGGAGAUUGAUUCUCUGAGACAAGAACUUGAAAGGACAAAUAUUAAUGAGGAGAAAUUGGCAGAGAAAGAGGCUACCUUAGAGCAACUUAAUAUUGAUUUGGAGGCUGCAAAAAUGGCUGAAUCUUAUGCAUGUAAUUUAGUGGAGGAGUGGCAGAAGAGGGCUCUAGAAUUAGAAGUUCAGGCCGAGGAAGCAAAGAAAUUGGAGAGAUCUGCUUCAGAAUCUCUGGAAUCAGUCAUGAAACAACUUGAAGGAAGCAACGAUUCUUUGCGUGAUGCAGAAUCCGAGAUCACAUCCCUUAAAGAGAAGGUGGGAUUGCUGGAAAUUUCAAUUAGAAGGCAGAAGGGGGAUCUUGAGGAAUCAGAACGCAAACUUGAACUAGCCAAAGAAGAAGCUUCUAAAAUGGUGAAAAAAGUUGAAUAUCUGGUGUCUGAGCUUGAAACUGUUAAAGAAGAGAGAAUUCAGGCUUCAAACAACGAGAAGCUUGCAGCUGACAGUGUUCAAAAUUUAUUGGAAGAAAAACAUAAGCUCAUAAAUGACUUGGAAAAUUCUAGGGAUGAAGAAGAGAAGAGUAAGAAAGCAAUGGAAAGUUUAGCAUCAGCUUUGCAUGAAGUUUCUUCAGAGGCAAGAGAAGCCAAAGAGAAGCUAUUGUCAGUUCAAAUUGAGAAUGAAAACUAUGGAACUCAAAUAGAAGACCUGAGGCUGGUUUUGAAAGCAACAAAUGAGAAGUAUGAAAGCAUGCUUGAUGAUGCGAAACAAGAGAUUGAGGCUCUAGCUAACUCUCUUGACCAGUCAAAGCAUGAUCUCCAGAACUCAAAAACUGAGUGGGAGCAGCAGGAGCUUCGUUUAAUGGAAAGUGUGAAGCAAUCUGAAGAAGAGAUCUCUUCAAUGGAAAAAGAAAUAAGAAGGCUGGUUAAUUUGCUACAUGUGGCAAAUGAAGAAGCUUUUGCGACAAAGAAGGAAGAAGAUCACCUGAAAAUUUCCCUUAAGGAAGCUGAAUCAGAGGUGAUUUACCUAAAGGAAGUCCUUGGUGAAGCAAAGGCUGAGAGCAUGAGAUUAAAAGAGAGUUUAAUGGACAAGGAAAAUGAAUUACAGAACAUUCUUCAGGAGAAUGAGGAGCUACAAAUUAGAGAAGCUGCAUCUCUUAAGAAGAUUGAGGAGUUAUCUAAGUUGCUUGAAGAUUUACCUAAGCGUGUCAAUGAAAAUGGUGAGCUUACUGAAAGUGAAAAAGAUUAUGAUAUGCUUCCGAAAGUGGUGGAGUUUUCUGAACAGAGUGGCUUGGUGGAGUUCUCCAAAAAGAAUGGCACAGAAGAUGUGAAGCCUAAGAUGGAGCUCCAACCUCAACAGAGGGAGCAACCUGUAGAGGAGAAGCUAGCGGAAGUUAAUGACGUUUUGAACCAUGAAUCUUCUCAGAUUGCUACUGAAGUUGAGAACAUGAAUGGAAACUCAAAAGAUAAUGAGAACAAAGUAAAGGAAGACGAUGAUUCUACAAAUGUUGAUCUUAAGAUGUGGGAGAGCUGCAAGAUUGAGGAAAAAGACCUCUCUCCUCAGGGAGGGCUAGAACAGGAAUCAUUUGAGGAGGAAGUGGACUCAAAAACUGAUGGUGGUGAGAGCUAUGACCAGGUCAAUGGGCUACCCUCAAAAGAAAAUCUCAAUAAUGCUGGAAGCUCGCCAUCAAAACAGCAGAGUCAGAAGAAGAAGAAACCCUUGCUGCACAAAUUUGGAAACCUGUUGAAGAAGAAGGGCACUACCAACCAGAAGUAAUAGGUGAUCUAUCUAUUACCUGUUUUGUCAUUGAUCUAUAGAAGGUAUUGUAUUCAUUAACGCACUUGAAUGUGUUUGCUCAAUGUUUUUUUCUCUCGUUUAUUCAUCUUAUUUUUGCUCCUUGAUAGGGGGUCUAAAUAUGAAAAGGUUUGUAUCAUCUUUAGAUUUUCUCUCUUCACGCGAAUUUAUUUUGUAAACUUGUCUUUUCAUCUUUUCUUUAUUCAGCUAAACCUCAUUGAACAGGAGAAAUCAUUCUGUUACAAAUGUAAUUUGGUAUACGCUUUCAUCUAUGAGAUAGAGAUUGGCCAUUGAUUAUU